This is a messenger RNA of Drosophila takahashii, 3064 nucleotides long. RefSeq lists its product as uncharacterized. Gene Ontology annotation, molecular function: histone deacetylase binding. Gene Ontology annotation, biological process: compound eye photoreceptor development. NCBI's taxonomy places the organism in Eukaryota, Metazoa, Arthropoda, Insecta, Diptera, Drosophilidae. The record is from RefSeq and is a predicted model, not a curated record. Gene Ontology annotation, cellular component: cytoplasm; nucleus.
ACAUUCUUAGCGCCAGAGCUUUAAAAACACGCAUUGCGAGGUUUUUUCCAAAUUAAUUGCAAAAUAUGCAUAGAAUUCCAUUGCCCGUGGUUCCGGACCCUUGCCCCGAGGCCUCGGAAUGUGAGACCAUGUCAAGGGUCAUGUGUCCGCGCAACCUGAUAGAAUGCGAGCUGUUCUUGAAGGUUUUGCAAAAGGAAACCGAUGCAGUUUUUCUCGGCUUUUCCGAAAGUGCUCAAGGUUCUCUCAACAUUUCCAAGGAGUGUAUGCGAAUGAAGAGUCCCACGGUGUUGAAGAAGACCUUACAGAGUCUGAACGAGAUCAUAAGCCGCGCACCCAGCGGCACCGCCACAUUCGUGGACGCGAUUUUGGCCCGAAGUGUGCUCUACAUGAAAAGUAACCAGCAUGCGAUCGCCUGCAGGGACUUGUUGUACUAUGAGUCUUUGGAUCCGUCUCUCAAGACAACCGAGGGAACUAUCGUCUCACAGAUCCUCCUUUGCAUAUGCCUCUAUAUGAACCGGGAGUAUCAAGCAUCGAAGGACAAGUGGACUGUCUUAAAAGACCUCAUUGAAGAAACGCCGUUGUCUGAAAAAAGUGAAAUCGGGCAGUUCCUUAGUUUAAUGCAACAAUAUGAGGAGAGAAUCAACCAAGACAGGAGGAAUGUUGAGGUAACCAAGAAAGUUCAAAGCCAAAUCUUACCAUUUAAGGGUUUUAAGAUGACCCGCAAAAUACCAUUUGCCAGCCAGGCCUGUGAAUAUUUAGAAAAAUCCAAUGAGAAACAUGCCGGCGUCUAUGCCUCAUGCGACAUUCCCAAAGGAGAAAUAGUUAUGGUGGAAAAUCCUGAGCUAUUUCAGUUCAGUGCUCCGUUCCUGAACUGCGAUCUGUGUGGAUUGCACCAGGAACAGCUCUUCACCUGUGAUACCUGUCGUUAUAAGACAUAUUGCUCAAAGCUGUGCAUGGAAUCCGAUGCGGAAGUCCAUCAAUUUGAGUGCUACGGAUAUAAAAUUGGCCUGAUACCAAUGCUAGAGGCUUCGAUGCUGUUUCGCUUGUUUCUGCAAUCAGGAGAAUAUAUACUUCCGGCUUUAGUUGACUUUGCGAUGGAAGGCGGAGUAGUUAAUCAUCCCCGUGACGCCUGGAUGUUUAUACUAGAGCAUGCCCAGGAAGAGGAUAAGGAAUACAGUUCCAUUGGAGAAUUCCUUGCCACAGCGCCGGAUUAUAAACUGCUUACCAGGGGGCAGUAUCAGGAAAUCGUUACCACAGCAUUCCGAUUGUCGGUGUUUAUCUACAACGACCAUGACCUCGCAGAUAAAUACUUUUAUUUGCUCGCUCUCCAGAAAUCCGACGUUAUUAAUGUGAUGGCGGCGAUACUUUUACGGUUGGGAGCACACGUUCUGUUGAAUUCCCAGCGAGAUGAGCUGCACUAUCCGAAACCCGGAGAGGGCAUGAAUGAAACUCAUGAAGAGUUCGCCAAGUGCGCUGCACUUCCAGCGCCAAUUGACCGCAUAAGCGCAAAUGCAUUUAGUUACUAUGGAGUGAACGCGAUAUCUGAUUUUGUAGACUGCUACAAUGACGUUCACGACAACCUAGAUGACGUUGACAAUGAGUUGCAGGAAAAGACUUCUAAAGAUAGUCCAAUAUUUCUGUUUGCUGAAAGGCUACAUUCGAUAUGCAUUCAAAAAUAUGAAAUUGAUACUGUUGAAGAUCUCACAAGUGCGGAAACCUUGCCCAAAAAUCAAGUGGACGAAAUUUUUGAAAUCUUUAACACAUCCAAACGUUGCCAGUUGCUGACCGGUGUUGCCAAAUUUUUUCAUCAAUUCAUUUAUCAAUAUUUUAACAAAAUUGAAAACACCUUCCAAGUAAAAUCAACGUUUUGUGCCACCUUGAAAGCUUUUAGGCAGAAUUGUGCGACCGAAAAUGUUAAAAUCAUAUCUCUACCGAGUGGAAAACGUGUUGGAGUUUCCACUAAAAAUGUCGUUGACGGCGAUGAAUUAGUGGUAUGCCCCGAUUUUCAAGGUCAUCGAGAUCAAAACCUAUUUUUGGAGCUAGCACAAUGCAAAGAUUUUAAUUUUUCGUCAAAAGCUAGCCAUGGAAAAUCAAGUUUCGAGAAGAAGCCUUCUCCAGAGUUUGUACGACAUAACGAAGCAUUCAUAUUCGCUAUUAACAACAAAUUUGCUGCUUGGAAGCAGUCUAGACAAGAUGCAAAACUCCAACUUGAUUUGUCCAUCCUAUACGGCACCUACAAUAGUUUUCUUGCCCUGCAUUGCGCAGAAAAAGACGAUAUUCGUUUGCUGGGCGUUCUUAAAUUCUCCAUGUUCUUAGCCAUGAAUGGCUUCUUGCAACAUGCCAGUGAUAAUAUUUUUAACUUAGUUGAGUUAAUUGAGUUGGAUGACAUAUACUUUAAAGACGUCCAAAUCUACCAUCGAGUCUUUGAUGUAAUCAAGCAUAUUAUGGAACAAUACAUUGACAUCAUGAUCGAUUAUGCGGAUGUCGGCCCGGAAUAUCCCAAAAUGGUUCUUGUGAACUGUUCAUUGAUAUUAAAAAGACUGCAGCUUCAUACCGAAGCUUUAAUCGAUAACGAAGACGCGUCAGCUUUAUACAUGGAAUAUAGUACCUUUCAUUACAAAUGGAAGACAAUAAUUAACUCCUAUCUUCAAAUGCCACCAGGUCUGAGGGCCUUUUUAGUAGAGUCAAAAAAGUGAGUUCAAAUUAGCUGCUGUCCUCAUAGAAAUGGAUUUUAAGUUAACGUCCUAUAAGCGUUGUGUAUAAUACAUCCUGUAAAUUCUCCCAAACGGAUUCAAACGAAUGAACCAUGUUUUUUGUUAUUUAAAUACAAUUAAAGACACAUUCCAGUUAAUUUAUUUUUAUGUUAAAGAAAGCCAAACAUUUAAGUUAAUCGUAUGAUAUUUAUAAGUUUCGUAAAUAAGUUUGUUUGAUUUAUUCUAACAAAAAAAAAAAAAAGAAAAAGAAAUGAGUCAGAACUCUGUACUUAAUGCACUUCUUAAUGACUUAGCCUUAUCUGUUCUUAUUAUUCUUGCUGCUGGCAAAAAUACAACUACCAACACUUUUA